UAUAAGUAAAAUAUUCUACACUUGUAUAUGUUGUUCCUACAAGACAAAGUUGAGAAAUGAAAAGAAUUAGCAAAUGUUGCAAAAAGUGUUUGUUUAAUGCCUUCAGAUAAAGAGUGGACAUAUGCCAGAGACACACUAUGGCAAAAUAUGAAGAAAAUUACAAUGGGAAAAGUUCAUAAUGCCAGAAAAACGGGUACAGGCGGUCAUGGGAAAUUGAACGAUGUCGAUAAUAUGGUGCUAGAUAUAUUAGGAAAAGAGUCCCCAGUGAUUGUAGGUCUUGGGGUACCAGCAUCAUUGGACGAAGUAGACGAUGCAGAACCGCUACCUAAAGACAGCACAACAACAGAACAGCCAAGAAUAUUAACGCAGGACCUGGGCGUACCCUCAACCAGCCUUAUAGGAAAACAGAAGCGUAGCAUGACACGUCAAGAAGAAAUUGCAAACAAGAAAAAGUAAAACUUGACUUGCAAAUUGAACACCUGAAACUGCAAAAUCACAAGACCAAACUAGAGAUUUUACAGUUGGAAACUGCACUAAACCUUCCAAGAUCCGAAUUUACACAAAGUUUUGCAAGAGACUACAUUUCUUAUGGAGAGGACCAGCGUACCACAUAUUUGAAUAUUUAGUUUCGUAAAAAACAAUCAUAUUUUCUUACACAUUUAAUUAAUUAAAGUUAAUUUUUCUUC
Molecule: messenger RNA, 686 nt
Organism: Leptinotarsa decemlineata (Colorado potato beetle)
Lineage: Eukaryota; Metazoa; Arthropoda; Insecta; Coleoptera; Chrysomelidae
Source: RefSeq, a predicted model, not a curated record